Messenger RNA from Klebsormidium nitens, 2290 nucleotides. The record is from the annotation of a GenBank genome assembly. Lineage: Eukaryota; Viridiplantae; Streptophyta; Klebsormidiophyceae; Klebsormidiales; Klebsormidiaceae.
CGGAGCUUAUUAUUAUUUUGGCUUAUUAUUCUCUUUCCUGAGAAUUAUCACCAAGCACUUCCAUGAACCUUGCUAAUCAAACGGCUUUUGCCAGCUCACUACGUAAGUACCAGGACUACUGGCCGCUAGUAACUUCAACGAGGUGAAAAGGUAGGUAUGAAGGAAAGAGUGCACAUUCUAUUUUCUAUCUGUGCAUGCAAUGGAGGACGUGACUGCAGCACUGUCCCCGCCAGAAGACGCACCUGCAAUUGCACACUCUGUACCAGGGAAUUGAGGAUCAGGGCUAGAACUUGAAGCUUUUAUCUAGUCUCCCUACCUGCAGCUCAUGAGCUGCAUUUACACGCCGAAAAGAGUGCCUCUCAACUUUCGAACUGGACAAUUUCUCCAAUCUGUCUACAAAGUUGGCUAUCCAUUUUGACACCAGUAGGCUUCGCCGCCAUUAUUAUUUUCUCCUGCCCCAAAAAGCCCUGUCAGCAAGCUGGCGGCAACUUGAAAUUAAGACGAGCGCAAAAAUGGCUGCCCCGGCCAAGACUGACGCAGACCAGAAAGCCCCGCCCCCUUCUGAGGUGGGCAUUGCAAUCGCCGGCGGCGGUCUGGGUGGGCUAGCUUUGGCGGUGGGCCUGCUGGAACGGGGCUUCGACGUGCACGUCUUUGAAGCGGCCCAGGAGCUCAGGACAGGCUCAGGGACGAUCAUAGGCCUCGCAGCCAAUGCAAAUACCGCACUGGACGGUUUGAAACCCGGGUUACACCAAGCAAUCCGGGACGUGGGGAGCGUUUCAAAGGAGAUGGUCUUUUACCGGUUGCGGAACGGGGAAGUCGUGGAGACGAAGGAGGCCAAAGACAUGGGAGCCACGGGAGUCAUGGUCGUCCGCUGGCAGAGCGUUCAGAACAUACUGGCGACGUUGGUGCCCCCGGAGCGUGUGCACUGCGGUCUUCGGCUGAGCGCUUAUGAGUCCGUGGAGGAGGGUGUGAAUGCCGUCUUCGAUGUAGUGGGCGCGUCAGCAGAGCAUCACUACACGCACCGGAACGAGCAGGCGGCAUGUGGACAGCGGACGGUCCGGGCCAAGCUCUUAGUCGGCGCGGACGGCAUUCGAUCUGCCGUCCGGAGAAUCCUGGCCGGCGACGCCCCGCGCUACGUGCGCCAUCUGAAUUGGAACGCGGUGGUUCCGAGAGAGUUCGUUCCGGGCCUCAGCAAAGACACCCUGCACCGGACGGAAGAUGACGUCACGGGCCUCAUCACGUUCAAAGCGGACGCGGGCCACGGCUACAGCUUCUGGCAGGUCCGCGUGCGGGAUACGGACUGCCGGCUCGCGGACAGCCUCGGGCCCACGUGGGGGGGGCUCGGGAAACCGGGCGCCAAGCAGCGCGCGCUGGAGCAUCUCGAAGAACUGGGGGAGGCUUACGAUGCCGUCCGAUCCGCCAUCGAGUCGACGCCGGAGGCGGACAUCUUCGAGCGCCGGCUGAUGGCCAACGGACCGAUCGACACGUGGCUAGACGCGGACGACCGAUUGGUGCUUCUUGGAGACGCUGCUCACGCGAUGCACCCCGGGCCCGGCGAAGGCGCCCGGCAGGCGUUCGAGGACGCGCACCAGCUGUGCCUCGCUCUAGUUGACGAGGGCGCGGCCGCGCUCGACCGCGCGGCCGUGGGGCGGGCGCUCAAAAGGUACGAGCUGCUUCGCAAGCACCGGUGCGAGACGGUCCAGGCGAUGGCUCUGGAGGGCAGCGGCCUGCCGCCGGAAGAGACCGUUCCGCCGGAGUUCCGGGACUUUACCCGGGAGCAGAAGAACGACCGGUUCAAGGAGUUUGCAAGCUGGCUGCAGACGUACCCGGACAACCCGGUCGGCGAUCCGAACAGCCGGUUCUUCAAACCCCCGGCAGAACUUGAAGAGAUUACCUGAGGAGCGGGUUAAGACGCCGGGUUGGGGAUUUGGAUUGAAACAUAACUUUGUAGGGAGUUCGUGAGAGAGUUGAGUUGCUAGAAACGAAGCUUGCGUGUUCCAGAGAGGUUGGGCGACUGAUCGAGGCAGGCGGCCGAGAAAGCGGGGAAGAGCCCGGAAGCUCUUGCGGUAGCAAAGUUGCAGAAUCCUAACGAUUAACGUACUGGAGGAUCAGAGUGCAAAGCUGUAGUAUUAGGCUUCCUUUCGUUGUGGAUUCCUCAAGUAUUGCGUUGGCGGGAUAGCGUGUUAAGUCUUUAGACGUGUACGUGUUGUUACAGAUUCUUGGAUUGAAAUUUACUAACCACUACUAAUUGAUAACAUCCUUUGCAUUGCGAAAGUUGACCUAGACUGGC